AUGGGCGCCUUCUCUAAGAUUAUUGCGCUGGGCGCCUUUUCUACCCUGGCUGCCGCUUGGUUGCCUAAAACCAACAAGGAAAUCACAGCCAGCGAUGGUACGAACCUUUUCACGACAUCCAACGGCAAAAUUCGUGGUGUCAACUUGGGAUCCCAAUUCGUUUUCGAGCCAUGGAUUGGCGAGAGCGCUUGGAGUGACAUGGGCUGUGGUGGUCAAGCAUCGGAAUUUGACUGCGUGAGCUCCCUCGGCCAGGACGCUGCCAAUAGCGCUUUCCAGAAGCACUGGGGCAGCUGGAUCACUCAAGACGAUAUCACCGAGAUGGUCAGUUAUGGUCUGAACACCAUCCGUGUGCCAGUCGGGUACUGGCUUCGCGAAGACUUGGUCUACGCGGAUAGCGAGCACUUCCCUCAAGGUGGUCUGGACUACGUCAAGAAGCUUUGUGGCUGGGCUAGUGAUGCUGGCAUGUACAUUAUCAUGGAUCUGCAUGGUGCCCCUGGUGCUCAAAUUGCUGAGAAUGCUUUUACGGGUCAGAUGGCCCCGGAGGCUGGAUUCUAUGUUGACUACCAGUACGAGCGUGCUCUGAAGUUCCUCGAGUGGAUGACCGGUCUUAUUCAUACUGUCAACGAGUUCCGGAACGUUGGCAUGCUCGAGGUUGUCAAUGAGCCUGUUCGGGAUAAUGACAAGGCCACCUCUAUGCGUCAGAACUACUACCCGAAGGCUUUUGAACGCAUCCGUGCCAACGAGACCAGCGCCGGCAUUGACAAAAACGACUAUCUCCAUAUCCAGAUGAUGGACGAGCUUUGGGGCUCUGGAGACCCAAAUCAAUACCUCGAUGACCUUUAUUAUGCCGCCUAUGACGACCACCGGUACCUCAAAUGGGACACCAGCGUCAACGUCUCUCGCGAUAGCUAUAUAAACGAAUCUUGCAACGAUAAUCGUGACAGCAAUACCCCGACCAUCGUCGGUGAAUGGAGCUUAUCUGUCCCUGAUGAUGUGCAGUCGACAUCUGAUUGGGACCCUAGCUCGAACACGGACUUUUAUACGAAGUGGUUUGCUGCCCAGGUGCAUUCUUAUGAAAAGCAGCAAGGUUGGGUGUUUUGGACUUGGAAGGCUCAGCUGAAUGAUUACCGCUGGUCUUAUCAAGAUGCUGUCAAGAGCGGUGUUAUCCCCAAGGACCUCAACUUGCUGGAGAGUGUCUGCUAA
This is a messenger RNA of Penicillium cataractarum, 1203 nucleotides long. RefSeq names its product glycoside hydrolase family 5 protein. Bases 1 to 1203 code for a protein of 400 amino acids. The transcript has 3 exons. Gene Ontology annotation, biological process: glucan catabolic process. Gene Ontology annotation, molecular function: beta-glucosidase activity. Lineage: Eukaryota; Fungi; Ascomycota; Eurotiomycetes; Eurotiales; Aspergillaceae. The record is from RefSeq and is a predicted model, not a curated record. Gene Ontology annotation, cellular component: cell surface; extracellular region.